AUGUUCGGAUUCGGCCGAAAGAAUGAGUUCCCCGUAGAGGGUCGAACGGUGCUGAUCACUGGCGGCUCUGAUGGCAUGGGCCGAGCCAUUGCCCUGGAGCUUGCUGGUAGAGGUGCCCACGUCGUGGUUGUUGCUCGCACUGUCUCCAAACUGCAAAGUACCGUGGACGAGCUCAAGCAUCGGUGUCUCAACUCGCUGAAGCAGCGCUUCUUCUAUAUCAGUGCUGAUCUCACGGAUUCGGCAGAGUGUGAACGUGUCGUUGCUGAAGUCACCGGCUGGAAUGAUGGCUCUGCCCCAGAUAUUGUCUUCUGCUGCGCUGGGUUCUGUCACCCGGGUUUCUUUGUCGAUGUGCCUGUCUCCGUUCAGCGACAGCAGAUGGAUACGGUCUACUGGACUGCCGCUAACAUGGCCCACGCCACUCUUCAGAACUGGCUGGCACCUGUUCCUCCCAGUGGCCAGAUGAAGAACCCCCGGCGACACCUGAUCUUCACUUGUUCUACGUUGGCGUUCACUCCCAUCGCCGGCUAUGGACCCUACUCGCCCGCCAAGGCCGCUAUUCGCUCACUAUCUGACACUCUCAGUCAGGAAAUUGAGAUGUAUAACGGCGCCUAUACUCAGCGACACCGUAACUCAGCCCCGGCGGCGGAUGUCAAGAUUCACACGGUUUUCCCCAUGGGAAUCCUCAGUCCUGGAUUUGACAACGAACAGAAGAUCAAGCCCGAGUUAACCAAGAUGCUUGAGGAGACUGACAAGCCUCAGACCCCUGAGGAAGUUGCCCAGAUCACCCUCAGCGCUCUGGAACGUGGCGAGUACUUGAUAACCACCAUGUUUGUGGGCAACAUCAUGAAGGGCUCCGCUCUCGGGCCCAGCCCUCGCAACGCCAUUGUCGGAGACACUUUACUCAGCUGGCUCAGCAACUUGGUGUUCCUCCAAGUCAUCCCAGACCUUCGUAACAAGGCUUUCAACUGGGGGAAGGCCAAUGGACUUCCUAAUCCUCCCCUUCGUGACCAAACUUUACCUUAG
Messenger RNA from Penicillium macrosclerotiorum, 1023 nucleotides. It is a transcript of the gene ksrA, whose product is annotated as 3-dehydrosphinganine reductase. The coding region runs from base 1 to 1023 and encodes 340 amino acids. The record is from RefSeq and is a predicted model, not a curated record. Gene Ontology annotation, cellular component: endoplasmic reticulum membrane. Lineage: Eukaryota; Fungi; Ascomycota; Eurotiomycetes; Eurotiales; Aspergillaceae. Gene Ontology annotation, biological process: sphingolipid biosynthetic process. The transcript is spliced from 3 exons. Gene Ontology annotation, molecular function: 3-dehydrosphinganine reductase activity.